Molecule: messenger RNA, 2331 nt
Organism: Phymastichus coffea
Lineage: Eukaryota; Metazoa; Arthropoda; Insecta; Hymenoptera; Eulophidae
Product: sensory neuron membrane protein 1-like
Exons: 8
Coding region: 320-1870 (516 amino acids)
Cellular component (GO): membrane; cytoplasm
Molecular function (GO): scavenger receptor activity
Source: RefSeq, a predicted model, not a curated record
GUAUCGCUACGAGGUCGAACUAGUCAUGAAUGCGCAGACACCUUAGUUGCACGCGGUUGCGCGGCCGUCACCUUCUCGACCAGUCAUCAAGUGGCUAGUUAGCUGGUUGGUUGGAAAACUCGUCUUAAUCAGAGUAAAGAAAGCUUGGAACCAAGUAGAUUCCAUCAAUCUGUAAAAAUUAAAAACAAAAACAAUCAAGAACGUUUACAUCCAGCUUAUUUUUAAUAAUUUUUAAAGAGUCAAUUCGUUAAACAGCUUUCGUUAAAUCCUUAAGUCUUUACAUUUUUUAAUCAAAAAAUCAAAAGUAGGAACAAUCGCGAUGAAUCGCAUGAUGAAAUUUGCUAUCGCUGGUCCAUGUUUGUUGAUAUUUGCAAUACUUUUUGGAUUUGUGGCCUUUCCUAAGCUUUUAAAGGGUGGAAUUCAUAAAAUGGUAAAUUUGAAACCUGGAACUGAUGUACGAGCAUUGUGGAGUAAAAUUCCAUUUGAAAUCGAUUUCAAAAUUUAUUUAUUUAACGUAACAAAUCCAAAUGAAAUAAAAAAUGGUGCAAAACCUAUAGUUAACGAAGUUGGACCAUACUUUUUCGAAGAGUGGCAUGAAAAGAACGAUCUGAUCGACAACGAUGACGACGAUACCGUUAUUUACUCCCCAAAAAAUACAUUUUAUUUCAACCCAGGAAAAAGUAAUGGGCUUACUGGUGAGGAGGAACUUAUGCUUCCACAUAUAUUUAUUUUAGCCAUGGUAUUUGCCACUAUGAGAGAAAAACCUUCAGCGGCACCUUUAAUAAAUAAGGCAAUUAAUAGUAUUUUCAAGAAUCCCGAAAAUGUAUUUAUCAAAGCGAAGGCUAUGGAUUUAAUGUUCCGAGGUUUGCCCAUCGAUUGCUCUGUAACUGACACUGCUGGAUCAGCUGUUUGUAGCUUGUUGAAGGCCAAUACGGACGAUCUCAUUGUCGAUGAUCCAGAUCACUUUCGAUUUGCACUUCUUGGAGCGAAAAACGGCACAACGAGCAAAAAUCGCAUAAAGGUAUUGCGAGGAGUUAAAAAACUAACUGAUAUCGGUGUUGUAACUGAAUUAAAUGGCAAGAAAAAAAUGACCGUCUGGAAUGACAGUAAGUGCGAUGCUUAUCAAGGCACUGACGGCUAUGUAUUUCAUCCGUACCUUUACGCCGAUGAAGACAUUGUUUCAUUCGCUCCUGAUUUGUGCCGCAGCAUAGCCGCUUAUACCGAAUCUACUUUUAAGAAAAAGGGACUGCUUGUUAAUCGAUAUACUGCGUGGCUGGGAGAUCCUGCUCAACAUCCCGAGCAAAAGUGUUAUUGUCCAACACCAGGUUGUCUCAAAGCAGGCAUGAUGGAUCUUCAUAAAUGCGUCGGCGUGCCGCUUGUAGCCUCGCAUCCUCAUUUUUUCAGAGGUGACAAAGAAUAUUUGCAAAUGGUCGAUGGACUUAGUCCUAACAAGGAAAAUCAUAUGAUAUAUAUCGAUUUCGAACCCUUCUCUGGAACACCUUUGGAAGCACGAAAACGAUUGCAAUUCAACAUCAUGAUACAUAAAGUUGAAAAAGUCAAAAUGAUGAAAAAUUUCCCCGAGGCUAUGUUACCUCUAUUUUGGGUAGAAGAAGGUCUUGUUAUACCCAACGACUUCGUGAAGCAAGUUAAAAUGCUGCAUAUGGUCGUUAAAGUGAUGAAAGUACUAACGUGGAUAAAGAUAUUGGCUGGAUUAGGAAUGAUUGGUUAUGCUGGAUUUUUGUACUAUAAAUCAACACUUUCGAAAACAUCUGAAGUAACAAAACCGCCAAAAUAUCGAAAUGGUAAUUCUCAAAUGUCGACAGUUGAUACUAAGAAUUUACAUUCUCAAAUGUUACCACCUAUUGAUUGAGCAAUGUGGAGACAUUUAAAAGUUUAAAUACAAUUUCAUACUUUUAUCUUGCGUUUAUUUAAUUAUUAACAUAUAUUUAUUAAAUUUCUUAUAUUAAAAUAUUUAAUUAAUCGGAAAUCGUUAGUUAGAAGUUGAGAACGUUGGAAACAAGUAGAGAAUAUAUAAAAUACGUAAAGUAUUAUUUGGAAUAUCUAAAGUAAAAUGGAGAGAGGUAGUAUGACUUAUAAUUGACUAUUGCAAAUAGAUUUUAGUUUAUUUUCGAAGCAUAAUAAGUGUGAUAUAUGUAAAUUUACUAGAAGAGAAUUCACUGUUCUUAAAAUUAGUCUGCAAUGUAGAAACUCGUUCUUAACUAUAAUGUUGAAUGGUGAAGAUUUGUAGUACUAUAUAUUGGAAGAUAAUAUAAGUACUCUUUUUAUUGUAUACAGCAUAAUUACUAUUAAUUCAUAAGUCUUAAAUUUGUA